CUUUCCUGAUCCUGAGUCCAGAAUCCGGUAGCAGAAGACGGACCCUUUCAAAAGAGCUCUUCCAGGGAGAAUCCCAGCAUUUGCCACAGCCUCGUUAUCCAACAUGUCGGGGAUCUUGGGCAAGAUGAGGAAGCUUGGGAGCACAGAUCUGGAGGAUUCUGACACGAUGGACGAUCACCUGGAGGGAGAGGAGUCUGCCGGGGGGACGCCCAACAGCACCAGGUCGACCAAGCACGGCCUCUUUGCAAGGCGGGCGCGGUUCGGGAUCGGAGACGGCGACAAGGACAUGGCGCCCAUGGACUCCUUCUACCAGAUGGACCACAGGGUCUCCAACCCCAUCAUCAAGUUCAGCCUCAGCCUGGAGCAAGGGAGGUGCAGCAACCACUGGCCUAAGCUUCUGUCCACGACCUCUAUCGGGCUGCGCGCUGAGAAACCUUUCAAGAUCUAUGACCGGAGGAGGCUCUUUGACGCGGUGGCCAAGGGCGAUCCGAGCGAGUUGGACGACCUUCUCAUCUACCUUCUAGAGACUCUGAAAACCCUGACCGACGAGGAGUUCAAAGAGCCGGAUACUGGGAAGACAUGCUUGUUGAAAGCCAUGCUCAACCUCCACAAUGGCCGCAAUGACACCAUCCCGCUCUUGCUGGAGAUUGCAGAGAAGACGGACAACCUGAAGGAGUUUCUUAAUGCAGAGUACACAGACAGCUACUACAAGGGUCAAACUGCACUCCACAUUGCCAUCGAGAGACGAAACAUUUACCUGGUAAACCUCCUGGUGAAGAAUGGUGCCGACGUUCACGCAAGAGCCCACGGGGAGUUCUUCCAAAAAAUCAGCGGGAGGCCUGGGUUUUAUUUCGGUGAGCUUCCUCUCUCUCUGGCUGCCUGCACCAACCAGCUCAACAUUGUGAAAUAUCUCCUGAAGAAUCCAUACCACCCAGCUGACAUUGCCGCCCAGGACUCCAUGGGCAACACCGUCCUCCACGCCUUGGUGGAGAUCACCGACAACACAGAAGACAACACCAAGUUUGUCACCAAGAUGUACAAUGAAAUCCUCAUCCUGGGAGCCAAGAUCAACCCCACCCUCAAGUUGGAAGAGAUCACCAACCGCAGAGGGCUGACACCUCUGACCCUUGCGGCCAAGACUGGGAAGAUACAGGUCUUUGCGUACAUCCUCAGACGGGAGAUGAAGGAGCCAGAGUGUCGCCACCUGUCCCGGAAGUUCACGGAAUGGGCGUACGGACCUGUCCACUCGUCGCUCUAUGACCUUUCCAGCAUUGACACCUGUGAGAAAAACUCAGUCCUGGAGAUCAUUGCGUACAGUAGCGAGACGCCGAACCGUCAUGAAAUGCUCCUGGUGGAACCUCUCAACCAGCUCCUGCAGGACAAGUGGGACCGCUUCGUCAAGCACCUCUUCUACUUCAACUUCAUCGUUUACACCACCCACAUCCUCAUCUUCACUCUGGCGGCCUAUUACAGACCAACACAAAAGAGCAGGACGCCUCCCUUUGCCUUUCAUCACAUGACCAGCGAGUAUUUGCGAGUCACCGGGGAGAUGCUGAGUGUCCUGGGGGGCGCCUAUUUCUUCUUCAGAGGGAUCAAGUAUUUCAAGCAACGACGGCCAUCGCUGAAGGCAAUCUUUAUGGACAGCUACAGUGAACUCCUUUUCUUCAUCCACUCCGUCCUGCUCCUGGGUGCAGCGGUCCUGUAUUUCUGCAGACAAGAGUUCUACAUCGUCUUCAUGGUCUUCGCCUUGGCGCUGGGCUGGACCAACCUGCUGUACUACACCCGAGGCUUCCAGCAGAUGGGGAUCUACUCAGUCAUGCUGGAAAAGAUGAUGUUGAGAGACCUGUGUCGUUUUAUCGUCGUCUUCCUGCUUUUCCAUUUGGGCUUUUCGACAGCUGUGGUGACCCUCAUUGAGGAAGACGACGAGGGAAGAGCACUGAAUCAGAGCCACCACCUCUGUCCGUGGCAAGCAAAGUGCCGCCCGUCCUACAAUAACCUCUUCUCCACUUGCUUGGAACUUUUCAAGUUCACCAUUGGGAUGGGCGACUUGGAGUUCACAGAGAAUUACCACUUCAGGUGGGUCUUCAUCGUGCUGCUGGUGACCUACGUGAUCCUCACUUACAUCCUCCUCCUCAAUAUGCUCAUCGCCCUGAUGGGAGAAACCAUCAACAAGAUUUCGCAGGAGAGCAAAAGCAUCUGGAAGCUCCAGCGGGCCAUUACCAUCUUGAACAUCGAAAACAGCUACUGGAACUGCAUCAUCAACUCCUUCCGAUCCGGGAAACAAGUUCUCUUGGGGACUACCCCAGACGGGAAGAACGAUUACCGCUGGUGCUUUAGGGUGGAUGAGGUAAACUGGUCCACAUGGAACACAAAUCUCGGGAUCAUCAAUGAAGACCCUGGUGGAUACGAUGAGGAGUUGAAACGGAACCUGAGUUGUUAUUUCAAGUCUGGGAGAGUUUCAGGGAAAAACUGGAAGACUUUGAUGCCGAUCUUGAGAGAUGGAAAACGAGAGGGGUCGCUCAAGCCCGUUUCGGAAGACGACGCGGAUUCAGAAGAGCCAGCCGUCCGGAAGAAAUCUCUCCCCAACCCUGCCUUGUGAUUUUUGGAAGCUGCUGCAUCAGUGGAAGACUCCCCCCC
This is a messenger RNA of Rhineura floridana, 2637 nucleotides long. It is a transcript of the gene TRPV1, whose product is annotated as transient receptor potential cation channel subfamily V member 1. Gene Ontology annotation, molecular function: calcium channel activity; protein binding. Bases 104 to 2599 code for a protein of 831 amino acids. NCBI's taxonomy places the organism in Eukaryota, Metazoa, Chordata, Lepidosauria, Squamata, Rhineuridae. The transcript has 18 exons. Gene Ontology annotation, biological process: calcium ion import across plasma membrane. Gene Ontology annotation, cellular component: membrane. The record is from RefSeq and is a predicted model, not a curated record.